AUGAGCACGGCGGCGGCGGCAACGGCAACGGGAGGGGGCCCGGGGCGGCGGCGGAGCGGGAGGCGGCGGCGGGGGCCCCUGCGCUCCCUGGGCAGCCUGGCCGGGAGGCUGCUCCGCACCUGGGCGCGCCUGGCCGGGGGCCGCGGCAGGCACCGAGCCCCGCCGGAGGACGACGAAGGAGGGUUCCGAGGGGAGAACGGCCCCGGCGGGGAGAGGCGGCGGCGGCAGCGGCAGCAGCAGCCCGGAGCGGGAGCGGCGGUGGCGGGGGACGGGAGCGGGGUGCGGGGGGAGCGGCCGCCGGGCGCGCAGGGGCUGCGGAACCACGGCAACACCUGCUUCAUGAACGCCGUGGUGCAGUGCCUGAGCAACACGGCCCCGCUGGCGGAGGUGCUGGCGCUGGGCCGCUACCGGGCCCCGGCGGGCCGCGCCGAGGUCACCCACCGGCUGGCGGCCCUGGUCCGAGCGCUCUGGACCCGCGACUACACCCCGCAGCUCUCCGCCGAGUUCAAGAGCAUUGUCUCCAAGCACAGCGCGCAGUUCCGGGGCAAUGCCCAGCACGAUGCCCUCGAGUUCCUGCUCUGGCUGCUGGACCGCAUGCACGAGGACCUGGGCACUGCCUCCCCUGCCCAGCACCCCCGCGGCCCCGACCAGAAGCUGGGGCCAGACUCUGCUCACAGUGGUGCCAGCAGCUCAUCUCCUGCCACCCAGCAUCCUCGUGGGCAGAGCUUUGUGCAGAGCCACUUCCAGGCUCAGUACAGGUCCUCCCUGACCUGCCCUCACUGCCUGAAGCAGAGCAACACCUUUGACCCUUUCCUGUGCAUCUCCCUGCCCAUCCCCCUGCGCCAGACCAGGGCUCUCAGCGUCACCCUGGUGCUGCAGCGCGAGCGCCGGCGGCCGCUGCGCGUGGGGCUGGCGGUGCCCCUGCGGGGCACGGUGGCCGAGCUGCGGGCGAUGGUGGCGCGGGAGGGGCGCCUCCCGGCCGAGCAGGUAGUGGGGGGCGUGGGGGCCGCGGGGAGGGCUCGGCGCCCCCGCAGGGUGCUGAGGGUGCCGAGCGCUGUCCCGCAGGUGAUCCUGGCCCAGGUGUCCCCGCAGGGCGUCCUGCGCUCCCUGGGCGACUCGGAGGAGCUGGGGGACUCCCUGGGUGCUCCUGGGGAGGGGGCUCCCCUCUACGCCUUCCAGCCGCCCCCCGCCCGCCGCCCAGGGUGCCCCCGCAGCCUGCCUGCCUCCCCUGGGGCAGCCCAGCCCGAGCCCCAGCGCCCACUGCCCUCCGCUGCCCACUCCUCCGACUGCCUGCACCGCGGGGCCGCCGGCCACCUCCUGCUGCUGCUCUGCAAUGUGGCAGGGGAUGGGCACUACCUCGCCAGGUUUGGGCCACCCCUGGUGCUGCGGGAGGAGAGGGGCAUCUCCUGGGAGCAGCUCCAGCACAGCAUCCUGGGCCAGCUGCGGGCCCUGCUGCGGGCAGAGCCGCGGGCACAGGGCACAGGGGUCCCCCUCUUCCGCCUCCGCCUGGCUGGGGGCACGGAGCCCUGCACCUACCUGUCCCCACAGGACCCCCACCCCCUCUGCCACCCUGCCAUCGACAGAGCCCUGCAGCUGAGCGGGGCAGGAGGCCCUCCCCAUGUGAAGCUGACGGCAGAGUGGGACCUGAGCACCAAAGAGCGCCUUUUCGGCAGCAUCCAGGAGGAGGUGGUGGAGGAGGCGGAGAGCGUGCGGCGGCAGCAGGAAGCGCACAGGCAGCAGCCCAGCUGCACGCUGGACGACUGCUUCCAGCUCUACACCAAGGAGGAGCAGCUGGCCCCGGACGACGCCUGGCGCUGCCCGCACUGCAAGGUGCCCCAGCAGGGCACGGUGAAGCUGAGCCUCUGGACGCUGCCCGACAUCCUCAUCAUCCACCUGAAGCGCUUCCGGCAGGUGGCUGAGCACCGGCACAAGCUCACCACGCUGGUGAGGUUCCCCCUGCGGGGGCUCGACAUGGCCCCCCACGUGGCGCAGCGGGGCCAGGCCGGGGGGCAGCUCGUGGGGCGCUGGGCAUCCUGGCAGCCCCCGCUCCGCCUGCCCCCGAGCUGCCCCCGAGACUACCUCUACGACCUGUACGCCGUCUGCAACCACCACGGCAGCAUGCAGGGCGGGCACUACACGGCCUACUGCUGCAACGCCCUGGACGGGCGCUGGUACAGCUACGACGACAGCCGCGUGGAGGGGCUGCGGGAGGCGGAGGUGAGCACCCGCAGCGCCUACAUCCUCUUCUACCAGCGCCGCAACGCCGGCAGGGGCUCGGCCACCUCCUCGCUGUCUCGCCACUGGCUGGCUCGUCUGGGCACCAGCACCCAGGCCACGGCCUCGUCUCCCUCAGCCACCCAGCGCUCCCCGCCUGGCACGCCCGAUGCCGCCGCUGCCAGCCUGGAGAAAGGCGGCUUCGAGGCCAGACCGCUGGUGCGGGGUGUGCAGGGUCGCAGCCUCAGCGUCAAGCUGUCACCGUCCCGCAGCCCGCCCCGGGCCGGGCCCCCGCGCUGGUCCUUCUCGGGCAGGGAGCGGGCACGGCCGGGGGAGCUGAUCACCUACCUGGAGUCGGGGCGCAGACCCCGCUGCACCCGCCGUGCCCUGCUGCCGCUCGCCUCCGCGGGGGACGGUGACCCCGACACCCCCCCGACCUCCAGCCCUGUGCCAAACGACCCGGCAAAGCAGGGCCUGGGCAGCGCCCGAGCCCCCCGCCAGCCCCUGCGUGUGCCCACGCUGCGGAGAGCUGCCAGCGCCGGUGCCGACGGAUCCCUGCGGCUGCCCCCCAAAAGCCAGAGCAGUCCCCGGGUGCUGCGGGCAGAGGGGGACGGGGCUGUCCCCAUGAGUGUCCCCCCGGUCCAGCUGUCCCCCGGGCCGGUGGCAAUGGCGAGGUCACAGAGCUCGGCCAGUUUGCCCCCGCGCCCCAAGGGGGGUCUGCGGCGAUCAGCAUCGCUGGGCCGGGGUGCGGGGGGCACCCCCUUGUUGCCCACCCGGGUACCCCCCGGGGCCACACUCCAGAGGGGACGGCAGCCCCUGGGCUCGCUGUGCCCCCUGGCUGUGCCUGAGUCCAGCUUCUGAGCCAUGGCUGGGGGCAUCAGCACCUGUGACAGCCCAAACUGGGGGAGCCCAGACUGGGGGCUCCCAAACUGGGACCAUCCUGAAUUGGAGGCUUCCAAACUGAGGGCUUCUGAUCUGGGGGCUUCCAAACUGGAGCCAACCCGAACCAGGGGUUCCCAAAAUGGGUGACUCCUCAACUGGGACCAUCCUGAAUUGGGUGCUCCUGAAUUGGUGCCUCCCAAACUGGGGUUUCCUGAACUGGGGGUUCCCAAAGUGGAGCUAUCCCAAGCCAGAGAUUUCUAAACCAGGGGUUGCUGAACUGGGACCAUCCCUAACCAGAAUCUCCUGAACUGGCACCAUCCUGAAUUGGCAGCUUCAGAACCAGGGCCUCCCACACUGGAGCUGUCCCAAACCAGGAGUUCCUGAACUAGGACCACCCCUAAUCAGAGGCUCCAGAGAUGGGGCCAUGCUGGAUUGGGGGCUCCCAAAUUGGUGGCUCCUGAACUGGGGACUUCAAAUCUUGAGCCAUCCUGAAACAGGGGGUCCUGAACUGGGGGCUCCUGAACUGGGAGCAUCCCAAACUGGGGGCUCCUGAACUGGGGGCUCCCAAAGUGGGAUCAUCUCUAACCAGAGGCUCCUGAAAUGGAGCCAUCCUGAACUGGGUGCUCUCAAACUCAGGCUUAUCCCAAACGAGGGAUGUCUCAACCCAAGGGCUCCUGAACCACGGGAUCCUAACUAAGGGCAUCCCAAAGCAGGGUCAUCCUGAACCAGGACCAUCCCAACCUAGGGACAUUCCAAAUGGGGCAUCUGGACCCACGGGCUCCCAAAACAGAUCAUCCCCAAACAUGGGGCCUUUAGGUAUCCCAAAGCUGGGACAUCCAAAGUUGGAGGCUCUCAAACCAGGGGCUCCCAAACUGGGGAUGUCCCAAACUGGGAGCACCCCUAACCAGAGACACCUAAAACCAGAGCCAUCCCAGCCCAGGGUCAUCCUGAACUGGUGGUUCUAUAACCAGAGCCAUCCCA
Molecule: messenger RNA, 4077 nt
Organism: Dryobates pubescens (Downy woodpecker)
Lineage: Eukaryota; Metazoa; Chordata; Aves; Piciformes; Picidae
Gene: USP43
Product: ubiquitin specific peptidase 43
Exons: 15
Coding region: 1-3075 (1024 amino acids)
Biological process (GO): protein deubiquitination
Molecular function (GO): cysteine-type deubiquitinase activity
Source: RefSeq, a predicted model, not a curated record